This is a messenger RNA of Durotheca rogersii, 947 nucleotides long. RefSeq names its product serine hydrolase-domain-containing protein. Gene Ontology annotation, cellular component: cytoplasm; nucleus. The record is from RefSeq and is a predicted model, not a curated record. The coding region runs from base 125 to 748 and encodes 207 amino acids. The transcript has 4 exons. NCBI's taxonomy places the organism in Eukaryota, Fungi, Ascomycota, Sordariomycetes, Xylariales, Xylariaceae.
AAAUGACCACCAGGUCGCCCCUGUGUCGCCAGGUCUUCCCUCUCUUCUUCUUUUAAAAAGAUUCUAAACUGCUGCCCAUAUUACGAGUUCUGUCUGGCCGGCCUUGUCAGACUAUUUCUCCGCAAUGAAAAUCCUCUGCAUCCACGGCACUGGAUCCAAUGGCACUAUUAUGCAGAUGCAAAUUGCGGCACUGCGAUAUGAACUGGAAGAUGGGCACGAGUAUGACUUUGUCGAGGCUGUAGCGCCGGCGCCGAUGUCUGAAGAUGUUGCAUCCUUAGCCUCGCCCGACCAAGACUUUUAUGCCUUCUACCAUCCUGUUACUUACGGCGGGUUGCGGCAGGCGAUUGAUCAUCUGGAUGCCUUUGUCACGGCCGAGGGCCCGUACGACGCUGUCAUGGGGUUCUCGGCAGGGUCGGUCCUUGCGGCUCUGUACCUGUUAGAGACGCAGCAAAAAGGGACAGGGAUGCGCGCGAUGCCCUUUAGAUAUGGCCUGUUUUUCUCCAGUGCCAAGAGCAAGGAAGCUAUGAGUUCUCUGGGGAUCGACCCCAACUCGGAAGCGAUUCAGAUUCCAACCAUUCACAUCUGGGGAGACAAGGAUGAGAUGGAGCCUACGGGCGGGAAGGAUCUCAGCCAAAUAUGUCUUGCGUCUAGAAGGACUAUUCUCGUGCACGAGGGAGGACACGAGUUUCCUCGAGACAUGUCCCUCACUAAGGCUGUUCACGCCAUCAGAAGGACGUUUAGCAACUAGAGGCAGGAAGGGACUAGAUCGAUGCUGACGGGCGGUUUGGCAUAUAACGUCGGUAUGCCUAGAGGUGAAUCUAUAUACAGUUGAAGGGUUGCCGUUGAGGAAGCCAGAGCUAUAUUACUUUUGCGCGGCACGCAUAGAUACCUACCUGACUCCUAGAUAAUAGGACUCACGUAGAAUUCGAGACACACGGAAACAUCAC